AUGUCAUCACCACCAACAAACAAGAGGCGUCCACCUCCCCUCACACAGCCCCGAUCGUCUAGCGAUUCAUCUACAGCUUCGUCAGCUUCAUCACUCAAAGUUCCUCGAACACCCAGAUUCGCCGAAGCGACGGCUGUAUAUUCUCCUGUAGAUGAUAAGAGAUCACCAUUUGCAGAUCCUCCAAGCACAUCAGAUUCCCAGGCCCCGAAAUCACAAGCAUACAUGGCUCAAUCACAACCCUCCGAUAUUGGCUUCGGCUACAUAUCAGAUAAUCAAAGACAAUCUCAAGGUGUUCCGGUUGAGAUGCCACUCACACCAUCAUCACCAUUAAAAAGCGCAUUAAGAGUACCCGGCACGCCGGGAAGAAUGAUGAACCCAUUAAGUCCGACAUUUCGAGAGGAACAGGUUUUAGAAAAGCAUGAGGAAUUGACUGAGAAGGAACAAGUCAAGGACUUGAAAGUCAAGACCAGAGUCAGAGUAGCAAAGCUACUCCUAAGAUUUGUAAACUUCAGCUGCAGUCUAAUCGUUCUCGCCAUGAUCUCAACUUCCGUCACCAUCUUCAACGCAACCAAAUCAUUACCAGCCCGAAGCAAUCUUCCGCCUUGGGCAGAGGGUACAAAGACUUGGCCUCAAAUAGUCGUUCUUUCAGUAUCCUGUGUAUCACUUGCACUUUGUCUAGUUGUCUUCUACAAUUAUUGGAAAGGAGGCCACAAGCGAGCAGAGAAGGUUGCGGUUUAUUAUACGCUCUUUGCAGUCGCCUACUUUAUCUUCAGUACAGUUAUGUGGGCAGUAGCAGCUGGUAUCUUACAGGGUGCAAGAAACUCUGGAAACAACAAAGAUAUCUGGGGCUGGUCAUGUGUCGACAACAAAAGACGAGAAAUUUUUCAAGAAGAAGUGGACUAUGCCCUAGUCUGCCGAUUGCAAUCCUGGGGUCUCGUCUGUUGCAUCAUCGAAGUCGUCCUCGAAUCCAUCACCAUCGCCAUCUACGCCGUCGUCUUCUACCGCUACUAUUCCAAACAACGACUUCGCAAGUCCAUGGCCAUUCGCGAUCGCGCUCGCUCAGAUCUCUACCUCGCUCAACUCCGCUCCCAAUCUGCACCCAACACGCCUGGUUUUGGCCCCUUGAGCCCCUCCUACUCCCAAUAUGCCAAAUCUCCGAAAUUCCCACCGAGCGCGUAUCAGAAUGGUCCGGAUGCCGAGGAAGGUCAUGGAACGAGAUUUGUAGAGGCAAGGUCGUAUGGUGGAAUGAGUGCAGCGAAACCGUUUACCCUACAAGCACCUCCGAUUAAAGUGCAAAGCGCCACGCCGAAGAUGGAUCAGGGAGCAUUCCAAGCUCAGACUCCUCCGCCGCCACCACCUCAGCAGCAACAACAGAGAGUUGUGGAACAUGUGGAUGCGGCGCCGGGCGAACAAACUUAUGCUAGUGUACCGAUACCCGGUGCUUAUGCUAGUCCGCUUCCAAAUUCGGGAAGAUAG
Botrytis sinoallii is the source of this 1476-nucleotide messenger RNA. RefSeq lists its product as uncharacterized. The coding region runs from base 1 to 1476 and encodes 491 amino acids. NCBI's taxonomy places the organism in Eukaryota, Fungi, Ascomycota, Leotiomycetes, Helotiales, Sclerotiniaceae. The record is from RefSeq and is a predicted model, not a curated record. The transcript has 4 exons.